CCAACUGCCCUACGGGUCCUCUAGGAGCGAAAAAAAAAGUUUCUAACAAAAAAACUCUGCCUUUCUUCCUCUCUCUCUUUUCUCAACAAUGGCUACCUCAUUGUCAAAAACCAGAUCGAGCGGUCCAGUCCUACGCUCUCUCUCGCCCCCCGGCAGACUUUACUAUUCCAACGCUCCAAACUCUUCUUUUUCUUCGUCCUCUUCAGUCUUCGCUUCCUACACAAGCUCCAGUUUCUCUUCACCGUCAACAACUUUCUUCCACCAUGACCUUCACAGACAUCACUACGACAACAACCACCACCACCACCACCACCACCAUCAGCAGCGAUCUGCCUCUCCCACACGCGUCAACCUCUACACCUCGGGUUCCCUCUCUCCCUCCGUCCGCUUCUCCAUCGACCACCGCUCAAUCUCCCCAAACCGUAACCAGGUCAUCGCGAGCCACCACAGCCCCAUGUCGAUCCCCAAAAAGAGGUGUACGUGCUCGCCGACCACGCAUCCGGGUUCGUUUCGCUGUCAUCUACACAAAAAAGCAUCAAACAGUCGCGGGAGCCAUCAUGCGGCGCCGUAUCCGAACAAUGGCCUGAACAUGCGAAGAUCGGCAAUGAAGAACUCGCUGGUUAGGAUCGGAGGCGUAGAGGGAGAGUGGGUCAAGAGAGCAUUGACCGCUCUGAUCAGGCCCUCAUCGCAUCAGCUAAGGAGAAGAGCCGCGUUCGAGCCCACGCCGAGCCGGCUCUCGAUCAUGUCCAGAGUUGAGGAUCUGUGAGUUUCCUUUCUGUUGUGCACAGGUUGGUUCAUGCUUUUCCGGUCAUCUUUGAAUUUUUGAGUCCUAGAUUCCGGUGAGGAGGUCGGAAUCCGCUGGAGGAGCUUGUCAACGUAUUCGUCAGCGGCGAGUUUGAAUGCCAAAGUACGGUGCAGUAAUGAGGAACCCGGAUCAAAUAUUGUGCGGCACUUGAAGAAAUAGAACCGAGCCAACUCUUGCAAUGCUCCACCGCUUGUGCGGCCCCGUCAAUUCUUGCAAACGUACUCUGCGGGAUACCUUGCUACAAUACUGCACGGGUCGUACAGCGCCUAGUAUCUAUCGUUUUCGGCAGGACUACUGGAUAUCUAAUCCCAUUCGCUCUCUAGUUUUCGUCUCUCAGUAUCAGCUUUCACCGUUGGUGUUCUUUUCAAUCUCUGCGCAUUUCACAGCUUCAACGGAAGUCGGCGCCCCGAAACCGUAGCUGUUCUAUUCGGAGCGGGGGACCGAAGAGAAAAUUUCUUCUGUACAUAUGGAUUUGGUGUGGGUGGAGAGUUUUUUGGACACUCAUAUAUGUCUCCGACAAAUUAGUAAAAAUUAAACAAUCAUAAUUAAUUAGUACCAA
Messenger RNA from Juglans microcarpa x Juglans regia, 1364 nucleotides. Its product is annotated as one cut domain family member 2. Bases 89 to 766 code for a protein of 225 amino acids. The transcript has a single exon. The record is from RefSeq and is a predicted model, not a curated record. NCBI's taxonomy places the organism in Eukaryota, Viridiplantae, Streptophyta, Magnoliopsida, Fagales, Juglandaceae.